Hippocampus comes (tiger tail seahorse) is the source of this 4074-nucleotide messenger RNA. Its product is annotated as amyloid beta A4 precursor protein-binding family B member 2-like. Lineage: Eukaryota; Metazoa; Chordata; Actinopteri; Syngnathiformes; Syngnathidae. Gene Ontology annotation, biological process: regulation of DNA-templated transcription. The record is from RefSeq and is a predicted model, not a curated record. Gene Ontology annotation, cellular component: cytoplasm; nucleus. The transcript is spliced from 15 exons. Bases 320 to 3058 code for a protein of 912 amino acids. Gene Ontology annotation, molecular function: transcription factor binding; amyloid-beta binding.
GUCCUCCUCCGCUCUUCCUCGGCUCUGAUUGGCUGCACCUUUUGCGGGAGCUCCACAGCGCCGCUCGCUUCUCCGGGACGUGAUGGCGCAGAGAGAAAGCGCAACCAGGCCACCCAGCCGAGCUGGACCGACGAUCUGGAGCCGGAGAGGGCGGAUGAUGUGAUCGGAUGCGGGAGGCUGACUGCAGAUAGGGGCGAAGUGGCUCUUAAAAAGACGCUCCUUUGCUGCGGUGACUGCUCACUCGUGUCAUAUCGUGGGAGUGGAAGACGACCAAGGCUGAGCUUAGAGGUCAUUCUUUGUCGCGUUAAUCCAGUCAGCCAUGAUGUCAGUACAAACCCCUCCCCUCUCGCGCUCGGGCUCCUCACCCUCCAACGUGGGUCUGGCCAACCGCGGCGGCCCAUCCGCCCUACCUCCCACCUCACUCAGCCUGCGUUCCUCUUACAACCAGCUGCUCGGACGUGAUGUCAUCAAGGAGUCCGCUGGCUCGCAAGGGGGAGGUUCGGCCACCUUGCCCAAGAGCCGUCAGAGACACACAAUGACCAGCGUGCGCAGCGUAAUGGGCAUAAGUGAUAACCUGUCAUCGAAGAAUCAAACUGCUAGCAGGGGCAGGGGCCUUCCCACUAAGUCCUCAUCCAGUUCUGCCCUCUACUCCUCUUCCUCCUCAUCGUCACUUUGCAAUACAACCAACCCUAAACUGGCCAAGAAUGGAGCCAACAUGCAGAGACGUGCUGAGAGUCAGCAGCUGGAGCUGAGCAGAGCAAAUACAGAGGGCAAAAUUCACAACAUCCCCACGGAUAACAUCAACUCUAACUGGCCCGAGUUUGAGAAAGACAACUCCCAGCUGCCCCCUUUCCGAAGACGGACAAAGAGCUUCUUGGAGUACCACGACAAGGGCUGGGAUGUGAGCUCGGGAAACAACGAGAACAAGGAAGAGAUGAAGCAGCUGGCUUCGGCAGAGAAAGAGCAGGCUAGCCCGGUCAAGGAGCGGGAGAUGCAGAAGGAAGAGAAGCCCACCUGCGAAAGCUCUUGUGAGGAAGACAAAGAAGAGGCGGUGCCAGUGGUGGAAGAAGAGGAGGAAGACGAGGACGAAGCACUAACUGCAAGACAGCCUCUGUUACCGGUAGUCGUGGAAGCCCCGCUUUGCUCUUCCUCCUCUUCAUCCACUAACAGCCCAGAGUGGGAACCGGAAAGCCACCAGGCUACUGCCCACAUCAGAGAGGAGCACUGUGUCCAGGUUCAGGGAAGUCCGAGAAGUCCAGCAAAGCCGCCUCGGAGCUCCCAACCCAGGGUACUCAAGGUAGAGCUGCACCCCAACCACGAGAACCAGUUCCUGCAACAGUACCCACCAUCCUCCCCUAAGCAGCCAAGGUCCAGUGAGAGGAAUACCCCUACAAGGAACCGAACACCCACUGCCAUGCCCGAUCCCCAACCGGAGCUCGGGCUGCCCAAAGUGAGUUUAAGAAUGGAUCUGACUCCGGACACCCCAUCGGAGGAUGAAGACUCCAGCUGGACCACUUUGUCUCAGGAGUCACCCUCUCCUCAAAGUCCACAGGAGUCAGCAGAUGUUUGGGGCGAUGGGGACCUGCCCCCAGGGUGGCGGGAGAUCUCAGACUCGUCGGAGGUGUAUUUCUGGCACGUCCCCACCGGAACCACUCAGUACCACCGACCUGUUGCUUCCAGCAAGACCGAGAACAAGCCACAACAGGAGACGCACAACUCGCUGCAGCCACCCAAUGAGCGCCCAAGCAGUCUCAUCUCAGACAGUUCGGUGGAACCAGUCCCCUCCCCCUCUGGCUCCUCCCCAACCUCCCUCACCUCCACCUCCUCCAAUGAUGUCAUCUCUUCUGCACAGAAUCUUAACAGCACUCCCUGCACGGUCAGUGAUCUUAAGGACUAUCCAAUUUAUCCUGACCCCAGUCUGAAGGCAUUUGAAGGGGCCACCCUUCGCUAUGCUUCCCUCAAACUCAACCCUGCACUCCCAUUGGAAACUGUGGACCUCAACAAUACCUUCCCAGAUCCAGAAGCAAUGUCAUUUCCAGUACGGUCCUUGGGCUGGGUGGAAAUGGCGGAAAAGGACUUGUGUGAGGGGAGGAGCAGCGUGUCCGUCCACCAUUGCAUAAGACAGCUGUCCUACUGCAGGAGGGACAUUCGAGACUCAGCCGGAGUCUGGGGAGAGGGCAAAGGGAUGCUGCUGGUGCUUCAAGACCGCAUGUUAACUCUGGUUGACCCAGAUGAUCAAAGCCUCCUCCACUCUCAGCCAAUCAGCAGCAUCCGUGUGUGGGGAGUCGGACGUGACCAUGACAGAGAAAGAGACUUUGCCUACGUGGCAAGGGACAAAAACACGCGGGUGCUCAAGUGUCACGUGUUCCGAUGUGAUACGCCCGCCGCAGCCAUCGCCACAAGUCUUCACGAAAUCUGCUCCAAGAUUAUGGCUGAAAGAAAAAGUGCCAAGGCUGCAGCUGGCGGCUCCUCCCAGGCGGGCUCUGAUGUGCCCCUACAAGAAUUUCCAAUGCCAAAGACUGAACUGGUGCAGAAGUUCCACGUGUUCUAUCUGGGGAUGACAUCAGUGAAUCGGCCCAUAGGUAUGGACAUCAUCAACGGAGCCAUUGACAGCCUGCUGUCCUCCACAGGCAAGGAGGACUGGACACCUGUGAUUCUGAGCAUUGCUGACACCACUCUGGCUGUUAUCAAAGAAAAGGAGGAGGAGGAAGAAGCGUUGGUGGAGUGUCGGGUCCGUUUCCUAUCCUUCAUGGGAGUCGGGCGGGACAUCCACACGUUUGCCUUCAUCAUGGACACAGGAAACCAACACUUCCAGUGCCAUGUGUUCUGGUGUGACCCCAACGCUGGAUGUGUGUCAGAAGCCGUGCAGGCAGCAUGUGUGUUACGGUAUCAGAAGUGUCUGGUGGCGCGGCCGCCCUUGCAACGGGCCGGCUCCUCGUCCUCGCCUGCCGCCGACUCGGUAAGCCGCCGAGUGAGCACCAGCGUGAAGCGCGGCGUCCAGUCUCUGAUAGACACUCUGAAAGCCAAGAAACAGCCAUCAGAACUCCCUCAGCAAUGACCCUCAUCAGUGAGCACUGCACCACCCGCCCACCCAAACAACACGCGCCUCUGCUGCCAUGGUAACCAGUGAUGUACAUAUAUGUUAGCAAACACCAUUCUGAACAAAAACAAAAAAGAAAAGGAAACGAGAACAACAGUCAAAUGUGCCAGAUGAUGAAAGGUGUUUUUAAUUGAAGAGGAAUAGCUGGUUCAACUUUGACUUGCUCACUUAUUUGUCUUUCGGGGGGAAAAGUGCUCUCCGGUCACAAUGCUGCUCAGAAGUGAUUCAUGGAAUCACUUUCUACACUCGCACUCAAUCAGCAUCUGAGUGAAGGGCGGCGUCACCUAAGCCUCACGUUGUGUGUUACCAGAUAACCUUCCGGCAACCGCACUUGCCCACUAAUUGCCGUUUAAAUGGCUCCAUACGUUGUAUGCUGGUAAAGGGUUAGAAAUCACCCUCGCAGAUGAUUGUGUGAAUUGAUUGUAAUAAUCGAGUACUCUCAAUGGAAUAUGUGGAGGAAGAGGAUCAUUUCAGGCACAAAAGAGGGAGUGAUGAUAGAUGUGGGUUUUUGAUUCUGCAUGUUACCUUGAUGGUUUUAUGUUGAUGCGAGUCAGAGCAUUCACCAGUGGUGGAAACACAUCAAGUAGAUGCUGUCAGCACAAGUCCUCUCCAUGUGAGCGUAAGUGGAUGAACAUAGGCACAAGAAAAUAAACUCCUCGCCAUGGCUCCCAGCCUCUCAACAUUUUCAAUGUUGUUUUACAGGAAUGACUCUGAAAAUAUUCUCCAUAUAUUGAGUUGAAAAUAAUGUCACAUUGCAAGCAGUCGAAAUGUCACUAUGUCCUCAGGAAUCUUCACGUAGACACACAAAAUAUUUAUAUGGGCUCAAGAGAGGGCAGAUCAUUUCAUUGACAGUGGUGCCUUGAGAUACGAGUUUAAAUUUGACCGCGCUUUUAACUCAAAACACUCUCAAAUUAUCUUUCCCCACACAACAGAGGUUUUAAACUAAUAAUAAGGAAAGAGCACUCUAAUACUUU